UCCUCCUUUCCCGAGCGAGCAUGGAGAGCCGCGGCGGAGAGGAAGGCUCCCGAGCUCGGGGGCGCCCGCAGGAGAGGCGCUAGGCCAGGCAGCCCCAGCGUCCUCCCCAUGUCGGGCGUGCGGAGGCGGCAGGGGGCCGGGGGGGUCUCGUCGUCGGGCAGGCAUGGAGUGGCUCAAGAGGAAGACGCCUGCAGGAACCCCCGGUUUCAUUUCGACUUGUGGUUUUAUUUCACUCUGCAGAACUGGGUGCUGGAUUUUGGGCGCCCCAUUGCCAUGAUCGUGCUUCCGUUGGAAUGGUUUCCCCUGAACAAGCCAAGUGCUGGAGAUUAUUUUCACAUGGCUUACAAUGUCAUAACGCCCUUUAUUCUUCUGAAGCUCAUCGAAAGGUCCCCCAAGACUCUCCCACGGUCCAUGGUAUACAUCUGCAUCAUCACCUUCGUCAUGGGAGCCAGCAUCCACCUGGUGGGGGACUCCGUCAACCACCGGCUGAUCUUCAGCGGCUACCAGCUCCACUUGUCCGUCCGGGAGAACCCCAUCAUCAAAAACCUCAAGCCAGAGACACUGAUUGAUUCAUUUGAACUGCUGUAUUAUUAUGAUGAAUAUCUGGGCCAUUCAAUGUGGUACAUCCCUUUCUUCCUUAUCCUGUGCAUCUAUUUUUCUGGCUGUUUCAUCCCCAUUAAAGAAGAGCAGCAGAGGAUACCUGUGGCUGCUUUACUCCUCAUUGGGCCCAGCAGCCUCUAUUACUGGUACCUUGUCACAGAAGGGCAGAUCUUCAUCCUCUUCAUCUUCACCUUCUUUGCUCUGAUGGCUCUGGUGAUGCACCAGAAGCGGAAAGGCUUGCUCAUGGACAGCAACGGACGCUUCCUUUUCUACUCCUUCAUCAUCACACUGGUAUUGAUCGCCCUGUGGGUCGGCUGGCUCUGGAACGACAAGAUCCUCAGGAAGAAAUACCCCGGCGUCAUCUACAUUCCGGAACCGUGGGCUUUUUACACCUUGCACAUGAGUAACCUGCACUCUGCAAAGGGGGAGAGCAUUUAACUUUGACUCUUUGGUUGGGGGGCGGCGGAGAGAGAGAAUUUGAAAAUGCAACCCUUGGCCCCAGUCUGCUCUGUUGCAAGCACCAUUGAAGAGGGCAUGAUGUGUGCAGUGGAUCAGGCCCACAGUACAGAGCAAGAGAAGUUCCUUUCUCCCCCACCACCACAAAAAAAAAUUCAAUGGCUAAUCCUAACGUAGCUCAGAUAAAGUGCUGCAUUGUGGUCCUAUGCAGGUUUACAUGGAAACAAGCUCCAGUGAAUUCAUUGGGGCCUACUCGCAAAUAAAGCCAGGCCUACUCAGAAAUAAAUGCUGUUGAAUUCAGUGAGGCUUCAUGCCCACGUAAAUUGGGUUAGGGUUGCAGCCCAUGUCUGUUUAGAAUCACAGCCUUAGUCCGUAAUAAGGGCAUGUGUGGGUUGUACAGAGAAUUAUUUACACCCAUUGGGACCCACCAUUGAACCUGAAAUAUUUGUCUGCUUGAGCUCUAGGUUUCUUCAUCCUUCUAGUUCCUAUGGCUGAUAAGGUAACCUUGUAAGCACAUCAGCAGAGACUGUGAGGAUCUCAGAAACCAGAGAGGAUCAUCUCCAGCAGGCCUCCCAUGGUCAGGGCAGGUUCAGCGCUAUGCAUACCCACUUGUUCCCUGUUUUCCUUCCUGUGUCCUGCAGAAUAAACUAUGCAAAAGAGAAGUGAAUCUGCUUCUUCUGUACAGUCUAGCUUAGUUCUCGCUGCCUUUUUCUUAAAGCCCAGGGUUGGGAGAGGCCCACCGAUGUCUGCUUUUGGUUUUGAGAGCAGCUACUGCUGAAAUUUUCAGUGGGAGUUGCUUUUUUGUUUUUGUUUUCUUUAUCUUAAUAGAUAAUAGAUUUUGAAAUGCCCUCUGAUCAUUUUGCAAGAGGAAGAAUACUGUUGAUCCCACUGGGGACCCCACUUCUUAAAUCACUCCAUAAGGCCCUGCUGGGCUCACUAUCUGAAGCAGCUGGAGGGCACCAGGUUGGGGAAGGCUGUAGAAGAUGCAGGUGCAUGCAUGCGCACACACAGCCAUGUUCAGAACCUGAUCCUAAAGCAGAACCUCAAGAAUGGCCACUGAGGCAUACUCCACAGCUCUGAUCACGCUCUGAUCAGGAAGGCUAAAUUUCUGCCACUUGUCGAAAUGGAUGUUUCCUCCUUGCCGCAUGCCCUCUUUGUUCCACUGUCUGUUCUCCUCUCUAUGCUUUUCCUCCCCUUUGAUACUCAGGUAGAAAUUUUUUAAUUCUAAGGGAGGUGCACGGUUAUUUCUUCAAAACUUUUUAAGGACUUGUUGAGUAGAACUUUCCUUUGUAACCUCAAAUUCCUGGACCGAACCUUCAUUGACUGUUCGCCUUCCAUGACUUUGCCGUGUGUACAUUUAUCCUGAGUGUGAUCCAAACUAAAAGUUUGUUGGCAGAGAAAUAAAAGUUUGCUAAAGUC
This is a messenger RNA of Podarcis muralis (Common wall lizard), 2475 nucleotides long. The record is from RefSeq and is a predicted model, not a curated record. NCBI's taxonomy places the organism in Eukaryota, Metazoa, Chordata, Lepidosauria, Squamata, Lacertidae.